Didymodactylos carnosus is the source of this 1521-nucleotide messenger RNA. NCBI's taxonomy places the organism in Eukaryota, Metazoa, Rotifera, Eurotatoria, Philodinida, Philodinidae. The record is from the annotation of a GenBank genome assembly.
AUGGGUUCUAGACGCUCCUGCGAUGAUCAUUCUACUCAGUCUUCCAAUUAUGACUUUGACGAAGAGUAUAAUUACAGGACAGCACAGAGCGCUUCUCAAUUAUCUUUAACGACAAAAUAUUCUAAUUCACUGGAUAGUCAAAGUCGAGUACUGACAAGAUCAGUCGGAAAAAAAGAGCGAAAAAAGAAAAAGUCAUCUUCACUAUCACUGGAUAAAGAAAACACGAAUGCUUUAAAACUGAUUAAAAAAUUUUCAGAUGAGAAUUCAGCAAUAAUAGUACGGAAAAAAUUGAAUGAACUUACUAAACACCACCAAUCUGAAGAGCGAAUACUAUAUUCCAAUUAUGAAUUCACACAUACAAACAGAAGAUUAAUUGAUCAAGACGCUUACAGAAAAAACGGUUUCAGUGAAGAAAUUUCAGAGGAUAUUAGUGACACCGACCUAAAUAAAAACGUCGAACGACAUAUAUCAAUUGAGAAUUUGACACAACAAAUUCCAGCCGCACUACCUUUGGUGCCAACAUCAAAACAGUUAUCAUACGAAAGACCGCCAGUGUUACAAAAAUAUUUGGAACAUGGAAGUGCCACUACUUCUCUCAUUCCUUUCUCGAUCAACCCUGCUAUUUUUCUUUCAUCUCAAACACCCAAAGCCUUUAUGCCUACACGGUACAGUACACCAGUUGAAAAUCAUACUCUAGUCGAUGAAUUUGAAUUACGUUGGCGAUCGCCGAGGAAAUCCGAAGAUUAUAUUAAUUUAAAUAAAUUUGAACUUGUGAAGACACUCGGUGCUGGCUCAUUCGGCCGUGUUUUACUCGUUAUCUUGGAACCGAUGAAAUCUGAAUAUGCUCUAAAAGUAUUGGACAAAGUAAAAAUUGUCAAGAAUAAACAAAUUGAACAGUUGAGAAGUGAAAUUAGAAUUCUCUUCGCUAUCAGUCAUCCAUUGUGUGUCGCGUUGUACAGUUUAUUCAAGGAUAAUUCGUAUAUCUAUUUAUUAAUGGAGUAUCUAACCGAUUUUGGAUUUGCUAAAAGAAUUCAAACCCGAACAUAUACACUAUGCGGCACACCCGAUUAUUUUUGUCCAGAAAUCAUUAAAUCCAAAGGUCAUGGCAAAGGAGUAGACUGGUGGACCUUGGGCAUAUUAAUCUACGAAAUGUGUAGCGGUAAUCCUCCGUUCAAAGGACAAAAUGAAGUAGCAUUAUAUGAAUCGGUAUGUCGAAAGAAACCUGUCAUACUUUCAAGUUUUAGUUCAACGUUAAAAGAUAUCAUUCUUCAAUUACUUCAAAAAGAUCCAACACAGCGUCUAGGAUGUUUGGCUCGUGGGACAUUAGAUGUUAAAGAACAUGGGUGGUUCUCUAAAGUAGAUUUUGUAUCGAUUUACACACAACAAAUGAGCUCACCGUUCAAAAAAAAUGUUAUUGUUAAAUCUAUUAGUGAACAUCGUCGUCGAGCACGUAGUACAAAAGAAAAGCCAUUGGUGAUAUCGCACAAAGAUACGUAUGCAGAUGAUUUUAAAGACUUUUGA